Messenger RNA from Lasiodiplodia theobromae, 720 nucleotides. RefSeq lists its product as uncharacterized. The record is from RefSeq and is a predicted model, not a curated record. The coding region runs from base 1 to 720 and encodes 239 amino acids. NCBI's taxonomy places the organism in Eukaryota, Fungi, Ascomycota, Dothideomycetes, Botryosphaeriales, Botryosphaeriaceae. The transcript has 4 exons.
AUGGCUUUGUCAGAUAUCUUGGAGCCAUUCCGCGCGCAGGACCAUGGAAAGGACCCCUUGAAAGCACGGUGGUAUAUCGUUGCGAUUGCAGCGCUUGCGGCCGCAAGUGCAAGCGAGGACACACCGGAGCUGUACAGACUUUGCACCGACGGCCUUCCCCUGGAGAAGGAGAAAUUGGUCCAGCGUCGAGUGAAAGAGGCAGUCUUGAAGACAAGCAUGCUUUACGGUGUUCCGAAAGCACUCCAAGCCCUCUACCCGAUGUUCAAUUCUUGGACUGAUGAGCAGAUUGACACAUAUGGGCCAAGGUCGGAGGCGGUUCGAGCAGGAGCGGAUUCAAAGAUACGAGAGGCCCGAGGACAGCAUUAUUUCGAUGUUACAUGGACGCCUGCGAUUGCACAAGCAAACCAGGAGAAGAACCGGAAGUACCAUCCUGACUUCUCUCUCUUGAACCAGCAAAUGCUGUACGAAUGGUGGGUCAGUGAAGACGCCAUUCUGUCGAACGUGGAGACGCAAAUGUGCACCACAGCCGCGCUGGUCUGCUCCAACUCUCCCGUGCAGGCGCUGUGGCAUACGCGAGGGAUCAUACGACAUGGUGGCUCCAUGGCUGAUGCUAAGUUUGCUCAGGAUCUGGGUCUAGCAAUUGCGCGUGCUUACGACUGCAAGACCGGAGAAAUCACUCGAGUGGAGGACAUUGAUUUUUCCGACAUAACCCCACCUUAA